UUAGCUACACGUUAAGUAUGGCUCUUUGCAGUGCUAGCAAACAUUGUUAGUAUUAUCUAGCUUAGCUUGUUUCGCUCUGGCAAGCUUGCUACUAGCCUAUAGCUAGAAACACCCACUGCCUUAGCUAUCAGCGAGCUAGCUAGUUACAUUAUAUAUCUGGUCCACGAUGAUAUGUUCGAUUUGAGUCUUUUUCAACGCCAUGCAGCUGUCCAUUAAUCGCUCCAAAAAUUAUAUUCCCACCGAUUUGAUCAAUAGUGUGCCACUGCAGCCCGCAAUUCGAGCAUUCCUGCCUUUGGGCAUCUGCAGGAAUGCCCCUCCACGUCAUAAAUUGACAGAUUGAGGGAGUUUGCUAGUAGGAACUACGAAACUCGGACAUUUCCAAUUUGCUAAUUGGUUGUAGGUAAUCACGUGCUGCGUUCAACAAUUAGCUAAUUGGAAAUGUAUGAGUUUCCUAGUUCUAGCACAAGAACGUGGCAUUAUCUUGCCUGGCCUUGUUAGUGUCUGAAAGUUGAUUACAUUCGAUUUAGAACCAGACUGACUCCCAGGCAUGAGCCAUGUGACGUAAUUAAGCAUGAGCGGUAAUUAGUAGGAUUCUGUGUUUUCCCAAUCAAAAGUGAUUGCUUUUGAUAACGUUUUAUCUAGUUAAAAAAUUCUAACAUGUAUGUAGGGAAAUAAGUGGAAUUAGAGUAUGGGCAUCUGUGACAGGGAGAAGGGUCCAUCCAUGAUUUAUACAGAGGGCCGUAUCAAAGAUGUUCAUGAACCUAGACCCAAACUGUCAACACUCAAUUCAGCCUCAUCCAUUAAAAAGUGGAUCCCAAGCAUCAAGAAUGAAAUCGAGUAUUAUCUGCAGUCCCAGUUGUCUCACUACCCUGAGAGGAAGAUAGUGGAGUUCCAGCUGAGCAUCCAGGGGCUGGAGAAAGAGUAUAAACGCUUCAUCUGUAAACUGCAAGCCCUGGACCCGACCUGUAAACACCAGCCCUGGUCACCUAGAGCAUACACCAAGAGGAGGGCAGACACACACAUCUCCCCCAACACCGGUAAUUCCUGGUUUCUCUCAUCUGUAGCCAAGAAACCACGCGGUCUCCAGUCAUGUGAUCUGAGCAGGCCGGUCGUUGGAGCACAGAGUAACUGGGUCGUUAAAAGAACAGGAAGUGAUGCAACCUCAGCCUCUGAGAACAAGGUACACUUCCACCAAUCAGGGACUUUCCUCAGCACAUUUCCAGUUGACCUGACUAAUCCCAGCCCAGAGUCCACCAAUCCAGAUCAGGACCAGCCCCUGAACUUUGAUCGCACCCGUCUGGCGGUGGUUCUAGCUGGGUCCAGAGGCCCAUUACAACCAGGGUCGUCUCACACUCAGAGCCUGGCCAGGGUGCUGCUCUCUGGGCUACCCAACCUCCACAGCUCCCCACUGGGAAGGGCCAUUGCUGCACAGGACAGAGACAAUACAGGGGGAGAGAGACGAGACAGCACAGAGGCAGGAGGAGCCCAAAGCACCGUUAAUGAUGAAAAGAGCACAGGGCAUGUACUGGGACUAGGCUGCUACUCAUCCUCAGACGAUGAAGCCGACACAUGACAUGGCUUUGUUAUUAACACUGGAUCCCUGAUCACUACUCAGAACUCAAUCUGCCAUUCAUGGACAUCCCAUGCUCCAGUACUUGUCCAGUUUGCCCUGAACUCCAAUCAGCUGUUGUGAACCACAGGUUCUUUCUUUUCCUAUUGUACAUUAUGUAAAUACACAAUAAAAAGGGAAAUGAUACAAUAUA
Messenger RNA from Oncorhynchus keta (chum salmon), 1763 nucleotides. RefSeq lists its product as uncharacterized. The transcript is spliced from 5 exons. Gene Ontology annotation, biological process: generation of catalytic spliceosome for second transesterification step. NCBI's taxonomy places the organism in Eukaryota, Metazoa, Chordata, Actinopteri, Salmoniformes, Salmonidae. Bases 689 to 1573 code for a protein of 294 amino acids. The record is from RefSeq and is a predicted model, not a curated record.